UGCUGGUUGCAGCAUGGAGGAUCCACGAACCCACCCACAGUGAUAAAGACAACCUCAGACAAAACCAGGUACUAUAAACUCUUCACACCUUCUCCAUAGGCGAUCGAUCUUUCGCGCGAGAAGCUUGUUCCGCAACAAGGGAUCCAAGAAACCCAUUGCAAAUGCGUCGCUCUUGCAGCCAGCAGUCCUUGAGCGAUCUCUUAAUUGGCGCCCCGGCUGUGGCCCUCUCCCCCCAGAAGAAAUGCAACGUUGCAAACGGGCGAAAUGGCAUACGAAGGCUGCGCAAGAACACCGUUGUCAAGAUCCUGGCUCGUCUCAACAGGGCCUCUAGAAAAUCUUCGCGCGGCUUUGCUCUCGCCUCCAGAAGAUGUUCCUCCACGCCCUCCUCGCCAAAAGUCGUGAGUAUCGUCGAGAAAGUUCGAGUUCGAGCUGAUCUUUCUUGUCUUGUCCAGUGCUUGGAUGGAUCUAAGAAAGAUCAUCGAGACAAGCUGGUGCUACUGAAUUUGCUUGCUGCGCUCUAUGGCCUUGGAAACGUAAUCUCCAAGUUCGUGGACGCAGGAGCAGCUCCAGCAACUUUAAACUCGGCAGUCAAAUACGCGUCGGCGUCGCUUGUGUUCCUUCCGUUUCUGAUUCGAAGCCUCAAGAGCGACGAUGGCGGCCACAUUCGAGCUGGAGUGGAGCUUAGCUUGUGGACGUUUGCUCACAGCCUUCUCUCGAGUAGCAGCCCGAGAAGCACCGACAUGAACGCGGCUUCACUGCUCUAUGCAUUGACGGUUCUUGGCAUUCCCGUCAUGCAGCUCUAUGCCGGGAGAUCAAGCAAAGUUACAUGGCUGGCUAUCACGGCGGCUCUCCUCGGCAUGGGACUCCUGGAAGAAGAAGGAGCUGGAUGGAAGGGAAUUCUUCUACCAUCGUGUGAUAGCACCUGGGCGAUUGUCGAGGCAUCCUUCUCCAUCCUCCAGCUUCUUCGAUCGGAAUCACUUGGAAGGAACCGAGACCCCGUGCGAUUAAAUGCGAUUCAGCUGUCGCUUCUCUCGAUCCUCAACGCUGGAGUGGAGCUGAGCCACCUCAACUCCUGGACUAGUCUCGUGAGCGAAGCACAAACGCUACCGUGGUGUCCUCUGCUUUUCAGUGGCCUCGUCUGCGUCGGCCUGGGGAGUUUGCUGGAAAUGCGAGGCCUUCGAGGAGUGAACAGCUCCACCAUCGCCAUGAGCAGCCUCAUGAUACCAGUUUGGGGAGCUUUCUUCUCGCUGCUAGAGCAGGGAAGAUCCUCGCAGGAGAUCGCCCUUCUCUCGGGGAUGGUUCUCACGGUUGCCAGGCUUUCUAGCUUCUUCAUGCAUGGACUGCUACACCAUCGAGACGACGAGGAGGAGGAUAAUAGCAACAGCCAGCAAAGUUCUCAAAAAUCGGGGGUUAGAAACCAUCUUCCAGUGAUGAUCUUAUCGUGCCAGUUGAAGUAUCCAUACUACGUUAACCAGGCCCAGGCUCUUCUUGGAGAUGUGGACUCGAGCAUGAACUCCAGCCUAGAGCUACUGGAAAACACGAGCUUUCCCGAUCACCAACAGCGAGAAAUCUAUCAAGUGAAGGCUUUGCAUGAUCAUCUACUAGUAGGCGCAUCCGAUGGGAUUCAAGGGAGUGGUCAUGCUGACUACUCGCUUGUAGACACAACUGUUCAUAUCGUCACGAACUUUAACAACACCUUCGUCGCCUUGAGUGUGAGUACGCUGCAAACGUUGGCGAGCUGGGCAGACAGUACUCUCACGAUUUUUGUAAGCUAGAUCUGUAGAAGUAUGAUGAA
Molecule: messenger RNA, 1795 nt
Organism: Selaginella moellendorffii
Lineage: Eukaryota; Viridiplantae; Streptophyta; Lycopodiopsida; Selaginellales; Selaginellaceae
Exons: 3
Coding region: 162-1775 (537 amino acids)
Source: RefSeq, a predicted model, not a curated record